CCGAGAUGAUCCGUUUCAGAUGGUAUUUAAGCCUCAGUACAGAUCAGAAAUGCUAGUAGUUUCAAUCAGUAUCAGACCACACUAAUACCUCCUAGCAAUAUGGCGAAGUUCUUGAUAAUCAUGACGACUUUGAUGGCUGCGGCCCUAGCCUACCCUGGUUACGGUUCCAGCGGGUACGGUAGCCACGGAAGCGGCGGCUUUGGCGGCAGCCAAGGCGGCUUCGGAAGCCAAGGGGGAUUCGGUGGAGGUAGCCAGCACGGAGGUGGUUCCGUUGGAGGUAGCCACGGAGGUGGUUUCGGAAGCGGUAGCCACGGCGGUGGUUUCGGCAGCGGUAGCCACGGAGGUGGCUUCGGCAGCGGCAGCCAAGGAGGCGGUUUCGGCAGCGGUAGCAGCAGCUACGGUGGCCACGGAGGUCAUGGCAGUCAUCACCUCUCUGGGCUAGAUAGUGGAUACGGCCAGGGACAGGGCAGUAUCAGUGGCAGCCAGCAGGGAGGUUUCGGUGGAAGUCACGGAAGUCAAGGAGGUUUCGGAGGCGGUAGCCACGGAGGUCAAGGAGGUUUUGGAGGCGGUAGCCACGGAGGUCAAGGAGGCUUCGGAGGAGGAAGCCACGGAAGUCACGGCGGUAUUGGUGGUAGCCACGGUAGCGGCGGAUACGGACAUAAAUAUUAAGUAUGUAUCUUAUUUGAUUUGUGUAGGUACAUUGCCUAAUGUAAAAACGUAAAAAUUGUGAUAUUGACUCCCAAACCAGGAAUAAUUUUUUCAUCUCUCCUGUUCGGACAGUUCACCUUUCAUAGGCUGAUAGCCGGGUGGAAAAUUGCUUUUCCCACCCUAGGGUGGAAAGUAAUUCUAAUAUUAAUAUGCCUGGCAAAACUUUACAUUUUUCGAAUUGUUCAAAUUUUACCGUAAUCUUCAACUAUUUUAAUUUCAUUGUUGUUAUGUGGUUUACCUAUAAUUUCAUCUAAAGAAAUAUACUUACCAAUAAUAAACAAUUUGUUUAAUAAUUUGUUCUAAAGAAAUAUAUGUACUUACCAAUAAUAAACCUACAUUUUUUGUGUUUGACUUUCCUCAUAGUCGAAAUGAAAAGUAGUGUUUAACUCGGGUAAAAGUAACCAUCUCUCUUCAUUCAAGCGCCAAAAUAUCUCGGGUGAAAUGGUUCACUUUCGACCCUUGGUUAACAAUCUACUAUUACGGAAUUGAAUAUAUUUCAUUUGUAAUUAAAUCACUUUAGGCGCACGCAUGAAACUACCUAAAGGACUGUAGUACUUACCCUGCAGAUUGCGUUUUAUUGUUUUUCUUAGUAACGAUUGUUAGAACAGGUUACAGGCCUUUAUUACCUAUAAAACGCGGCCUAGGUGUUAAACCACGGUGAAAUAAAUGCAGUUAGAAAUCAUCGUAAAUGUUUCAAAUUACCUAUUUACUUAUAUAGGAGAUAGGUACGUAGGUAUAUAUCGUCAGGUGACAACCAAAACCUACUAAUUAUAAAAAAAAUAAUUAAACAAACAAAAAUCAACCUUAUGGCUAUGAACUUGUAGUAGUAGUAAAUUAGUGAGUUUUGGUUGACACCUGACGAUAUACAGGUUGGCUAAAAAAAAGUGCAUUCCUGUUACCAGGGAGGUUUUGGGAUUGUAUUAUACUGAGCAACGUUUACUAUGGGACCAGCCACGAAAUCGCGAAACAAAAAUUUACCCUCCCAUAGAAAAUGGACCAGCCAAAAUUAAAUGAAUGAGGAUUUUCAAGCAGCACCUUUUUUAAUGAUUUGUGAACAUCAAACUACAUAAUAAAAAUACAAUCAUAAUAAAUAUAACGUUAAGUUGUUUGUGAGUUUCAGCAUUAUAUAUUCCACCGUACCUAUAUUUUGUUGAACAGCGUUUUCUAAUAAUCUUCACUCGCUUCCUGCUACAAUGCUACAAUUGUAUUUAUAUUUUAACACGUUUUAAGCUCAAUAGAAUGUCUUCUUACCAAAAAAAUACUUGGUUUAACACUUUUCUACUGGCGGUAGUCAGGAAGACUUUCUAUUCCAAGCACUGAGUGCUGUUUUUAUAUGGGAGGCAUUUUUCUGUAAAAAAAAGCAAAUACACGAUAAUUAAAAAAACCGUCGAACUAUACCUCAAUCUGAAGUCGACUAGAAAAAUGUUAGCUAUUGUGAAAAGACGAUGUAAUAGGGUAUAAUUUGAAAUAUCAAGUUCAAAAUAAAAUAAAAUAAAUUUACAGGAAAAUUUGGUAAAUAAUACUGUCCGAAGACGCUGUUCAAAAAAACAUAGGUAUUAUAUGGUGGAAUAUAUAAUGCUGAAACUCACAAACAGUUUAACGUUAUAUUAAAUAUGAUUGUACUUUUAUUAUAAUUAGAUUAGAUAUAUUUAUUUCUUAAAGAAAAAGGCACAGGCUGAGGAGUAUUCAAUGCAGUCGCUAUCCAUAACUAUUUUUAUCGCCUGUCACCAUGCCUGUCACAUUCUUACAAUUAUGUAAGUGCGAAAGUGACAGACAUAGUGACAGGCGAUAAAAAUGCAACCAUGCUUUAUUUUAUUUUUAUUUUAUUGGUAUUAAGGAUAACAACAGCCGUAAAUAUAACUAAGACAUAAUUAUGUUUACAUAAAACAAGGCCAAUAACAGUCAUCCAUUAACAGUCAUCCAUGCUGCCACCACAGGAGAGACAAGAUAUGUUCCACAACUGAUAAACUCACUGUGAGGGGUCAAACAACGUUGAUAUCCCAUCCAUGUGCGCUGAUAACAAGAUUAGAACACAAUAUUUUAACAUAUUUAUGUACCCACGAUAACAUUGCUUCACCGCGCGUGUCGACACAUAACAGCCGAUAACUAGUUUAAAUUUACUCACUAACCUGUCAGACUAAUUCUACUAAAGUACCUUACAUAAAUAGGUUUUACCAAAGUAUAAAACUCCCGUGAGACUCAAACAUAUUAGAUUAUUUUAAUAAUACGUGAGUGAUCCGCUUUAAAAAAAUCUAAUAGGUUUUACCAAAGAUUCAUUAAAUGACCGUUUUGAAUGAUUCACGGUUAGUUUCUCUAGACUUAUAUCGACCAGAAUAUGGAACGUGAUUACCUUUUGUAUUGUUUAACCUUUUGGACGCCAAUGACGGAUAUAUCGGCGCCGCAGGUUCAACGCCAAAGACGGAUUAAUCGGUCAAAGACCGCAGAGCAACAUAGACCUACGUGCAUGUGCGUAAAGUUCACUUUCAGUUUUAACAUUUCGGUGACGUGGCGUCAGAGUGACAGCGGUGGUGUUUGACACGGCGUCGAAAAGGUUAAGGUAAUCACGGUCCAUAUAUCCCGGUCGAUAAGUUCAUUGAUUGUAUUAGAUGUCAUUAGAUGUGUAAUUAACGAAUUAGACAACUAAAGUAGAUGGCGCGUAUAUUACGGUACAGUCACCAACAGAUAUAUCGGAGCGGCCAAGGUGUACCUUGGACGUACCUAAACAGUUGACGUUCAAAAUCCAGUGAUCACAAAUCACAUGGCGCCUUAAAUCGCCACUCUACAGCUGUCUUUAUCUUAUCUUUCGGUUUACACUAGUCAGUUAACACGUUGGCUGCCGUGAACAUCACCUCUCCUCCUCUCCCUCUUACCUCUACCUCUUAAUUAACCUCAGUAAUAGUCCGAUGUUGAGAGCAUCACCGGUGGGAUCACUAUUAAAUUUGUAUGGGGCUGGGGCGUGGAAGCAAGACCCAACAUACAGCCAACGUGUUAAGAUUGUUCUUGUUCGUAUAUCUAUAGGAUUGAAACAAGCACUAUUUAGUAAAACGCAAAGUAGUAAAACAAUAGUUUAUUAUUUUAGACAUACUUCUUUCUAUCUGCAAAACGUCAUUUCCUCUGACCUAUUACAACAAUGAAUUUACUCGUAACGUCGUUCGAUCAACUAAACGCAAUUCAAUUUCAAGCACGCCUUUAAUAAAUGUAUGAUAUCGUGGUGCAAGUGUCAUACCAGCCAAAGGAACUUGCGUCCUUUAAAACGGGAGGUGCGUGCACUUUCCCUGAGAUUAGGGCAAGUACCUAUCUCUUAUUCGCUAGUUUUAGAGGUGUUAGCCGGAGGCACUUGCUCCACCAGACUUGUCGCAUGAGAAAAUCUACUUUUUAUUAGAAAAAUACACGUCCAUAGUGCGUUGACCGCCAUACAUGACCGCUAUGUUAUGUUUACACUGUGCAUAGGAUUUAACGCAGAUACUAAUCUGCAGUGGCUCCUACGGGUAUGUCCUGUUAGCAACGUUUUAGCCAGAUUAAAGUAGUAAACAGGUUUUUUUUAAUAUAUUGUCUAACGUACGUUUUAAAUAAAAGUGGCUUGGAUCGACAUAACAAAUAGUAUGCACUCGGAGCGAUAUACAGGCCGUAUUAAGCUAACUCUUUGUCCAUGACAACUUGGUGAAGACAGCUUAAGAUGGUAUCUGUCCAAUAUCUUGGUAAUUUGAUAGGUGGAACACCACCCUUAAACGGACUAAGUGUAAACUUUACCUUAUAAACAACCUUGAAAAUUAUGUAUUUUGCAUUUAUUUUAAUUUAGAAUUAGAAAAUGAAAAUCUAUAGUUUUAUGCAUUACUUUAUCUGUGCUUCAAUUGUAGUUGCCAAUAGAACAUAUCCGGCAUGAGAACCUCUACUCGCCUAAAGGCAUAAUAGUUAUUUUGUAUAAAACGUGAUGAUAAAAUUACAUUUAGUGUUUAACAAUAUUUAUGCACCCUCAAAAUGAUGUUACGUUACCCCAUUAUUAUUAUUAUUAACCCGGAAAUAGGGCGAAAAACCGCACAUAUUGGUAGUAAAAGUGUGUUAGUUAUCAGGGACCAUUAGGGCCACUUGCACCAGCCCACUAACCCGGGGUUAACCGGUUAAACCUGGAGUUACCAUGGUUACCAGUACAAUUUGACACUGGGUUAACUGUUUAAUCGGUUAACCCCGGGUAAGUGGGAUAGUGCAAGUGGCGCUUAGUAACAAUACCGGUUUUCAUGAAAUAAACACAAUACCGAAUACAGAAGACAAUAUUAAAUACCGGUUUCGUUAAAUUUAGAUUAUCGUCCAAUGUUUGGAUGAAUCAAAAAAAUAUUUAGAUGACAUUAAUAAGUAUCGGAUUAUUCGAUUAAAAAACAAAUCUUCUUUAAUAGACACCGAAUAUAAAACCGGUUUAAUAGUAGGCUCUUUAUUGUAAAAAAAAACCAUAUAAUACAAGUAACUUACAAGUAGGAAAAACUAAGUAUAAGCUAAGCUAAGUUAAGGCGAACUUAUCCCUUUACCGGUUAAUUAAGAUAAGAAUUCGGUCCCUGGUCAAAACCGCUACCUUCUGUAUUUCUUUUUUAUAAUUUUUUUACGUUGUCUAAGACUUUAAAAUAAAUACUUCAUCUUGCUACCUCUAUGUGCGUUAAUUCACCCUGUUCCUGGGCACUAAUUAUUAGCAACAGUUUAUUAGGUACGCUAAUAGAUUAAUCAUCUUUAACAUAUUAGAAAAUGCGCUCUAAAUAAAUAUACUUUAAAAUCUACUAUUUACAAAUUCUAACAGUUAUAUACACAGAUCAAUAAUUUAUUAAAAACAAAAAUAAAAGCAUUAUCUAAUCUCCAACUAACAUUAAAGCAUUUUAGAAGGCGAAUAAACGAACACUAUUAUUACAGUAAUAUUAUGAUAGCUGAGACUAGUACAUAAUACAAACUAUCAAUUUCCGAAAGUCGCAUGCCUCAUCUGUUGUGUGAAGAGACUAUGUAGAGCACUUAGCUGUAAAUGUUUUGCCCUUUUGGUGGCACCAUCUACAAGAAUUACGAGGCACAAGACAUAGUUUGGAAGGUGAUAGUUCUUAAUGAAUACUUGUCUCUAAUGAUAGCUUAUCGCAAUAUAAACAAUCGUAAUGUUGUUCUUCUGAAUAUUCCAAUAGUUCUAUCAUAUCGUGACUUUCGGUUAAAUAAUAAUCGUAUAACAUCAAAUGUCUAGUUUUAUAAUUUAUAUUCGUUUACCCUGUAUUAAAUAAAUGAAAUAAAUACUUUUUUUU
Cydia strobilella is the source of this 5972-nucleotide messenger RNA. Its product is annotated as keratin, type I cytoskeletal 9-like. The record is from RefSeq and is a predicted model, not a curated record. Bases 100 to 669 code for a protein of 189 amino acids. Lineage: Eukaryota; Metazoa; Arthropoda; Insecta; Lepidoptera; Tortricidae. The transcript has 4 exons.